AUGGCGACCUCAAGGCACGACGCUGAUAAAGAGAAUACACAUAAAACAAGAAUACCGUUGCCAAAGGAUCCAUUACCAGCAUUGCCGAGCCAUUUAUUAGAGGAUAGUAAAAAGAAUCUGGAAAUUCCAAAAAGAUGUCCUUUGAGAACUUUGCUCGCUCAAAAUAUACCCAAGCCUGGCCCUAGUAAAGUGGUGCCCCUAAAACCUCGCAUACCUCUAAAGAUUGAUACUAAACAUGUUACAUUAAGGCAGAGAAGUGAAGACUUGGAUUGGCAUUACACAGUGUUCAAGGACAGAACUGAGGAUAAAGAUGCAAGUGUUAUAUCAAUUAGUGAUGAUGAAAAGUAUUUGGAUGAUAAGAAAAGCCGAAAAUAUUUUGUAGACAAUAUAAAGAAAAACACGCUGGGAGUGAACGCUGCGACGCCAAAUCUGCAGGAAUGUCUGGAGUCAAAUCGUAUUAAGAAUAUCAAAAGGAGUUUGAAAAGACCUCAUAGUCGGGAGUUGCAGGGCUUGUCACCGCCUGCCCCCUCUAAACAAGGAAAGGAUGAGGAAAAAGUAAAAAAACGUUUACAAUUUAACGAAAGUUUACAAGAAAGACUCGGGACUCCAGAUUUUUGGAAGAGGUCAUACAUGCGAUGUCUUAACAGGGACUAUUCUGUGGACAUGUUCGAGUAUCUCCUAGCUGUGGAGAGGAAACCUCUGGACGUUCCUCGCACAGCCAGUGUCCCAAGGGCUUGUGUUAUCAACUGGUUAAUGAAAGUCAACUUGUGCUUGAAUACAUUCAUUGACGAGGGUUCAAGCGGCAAUCCGGCCGUCGUUCAAACGGCGUGUUGGUACUUAGACUCGAUUCUUGGAACUGGACACGUGCAGGUGGAAAGGCUGCAACUUGUAGCAGCAGCCUGUUAUUGGAUAGCUCAGAAAUUGAACGGGCCUGUGAUGCCAGCAAUGAGGCUCGUCAGAUACGCCAGUUCUGCUUUCACUAGUGACAAGCUGUUAGCUGCUGAGAAAGCUGUGCUGAUAAGAUUGAAAUUCCCACCGCAACCAGUGGUAGCUCAGGAAUUCAUAAAUUAUUUAGCAUGGUGGUGUGCUGGCGAUGGUGCUGGGGAGAUAGAAGUGGCAGCCACAUUUUUGGCCAUGUGUGGUAUGAUGGUGGACCGUUUCCUAUGCGACGAGUAUCCCUCCGUGAUCGCAGUGGCGGCUGUCAGAAAUGCCGUGCUUUUGCUGAGGAGAAGGGAGUUAUUAGCGCGACUUCACGAGAGUAAUAUAUUUAAGAUUGCAGAGAAAAAAGCAACAAGUUUAACGUACACUUGUGCUCUGUUACGCCGAGCAGUGCGCACCGUGGGUGCUCCAAUGUACGAGUACAAAGCACCUCUAGAACAUUAUGGUACACCACCAAACUACAUCGCACAGAAGAUAAUCAAAGCAUCCAACGAUUUAGCUGCCAUGGAACUAAGAGUUUCCGGCCGAAGUUAA
Messenger RNA from Spodoptera exigua (beet armyworm), 1473 nucleotides. NCBI's taxonomy places the organism in Eukaryota, Metazoa, Arthropoda, Insecta, Lepidoptera, Noctuidae. The record is from the annotation of a GenBank genome assembly.